Messenger RNA from Hemiscyllium ocellatum (epaulette shark), 2951 nucleotides. It is a transcript of the gene plekhf1, whose product is annotated as pleckstrin homology domain containing, family F (with FYVE domain) member 1. The record is from RefSeq and is a predicted model, not a curated record. Gene Ontology annotation, molecular function: phosphatidylinositol binding; metal ion binding. Lineage: Eukaryota; Metazoa; Chordata; Chondrichthyes; Orectolobiformes; Hemiscylliidae. The coding region runs from base 195 to 989 and encodes 264 amino acids. The transcript is spliced from 2 exons.
AAUAAAAUAUAAAUCCAGUUUUGCACUUCCUUCCUUCCGUCCUGAAGCACAUUAACAAAAAUACACUAGUAACUCAAACCUCACUCAAACGACCAUAACGCUGCUUGGAGUGGUAUCAAGAGCAAUAUCAGCAACUGUCAGAAUUCUUUCAACAGAAAACAGGGAGAACUUUGACAGAAGGAUUGGUGAGUAGGAUGGUGGACCGCCUAAUGAACACAGAGAUCAAUACACAACGAAUUGUUGCAGUUGAAAAUUGCUUUGGAGCAACAGGUCAACCUCUGGUCUUGCAUGGCCGAGUGCUUGUGGGUGAAGGAUUAUUGACAAAAGUCUGUCGCAAAAAACCAAAACCCCGGAUGUUUUUCCUGUUUAAUGACAUCCUUGUAUAUGGAAGUAUUAUUAUCCACAAGAAAAAGUACACCAGUCAACAGAUAAUACCAUUGGAGGAUGUCAAUGUUGAAGAUCUUCCAGACAAUGACAGUCUGAAAAAUCAAUGGAUGAUAAAAACUUCACGAAAAUCAUUCGUAGUGUGUGCUGCCACCCGCCCUGAGAAAGAGGACUGGAUGAAGCAUAUUAACAAAUGUAUCAAACAACUGCUGGAAAAGACAGGAAAGGCACCACCUACUGAACAUGCAGCCCCUUGGAUACCAGACAAGAUGACAGAAAUCUGCAUGCGGUGCACUCAAAAAAAGUUCAACACUUUAAUUCGCAGGCAUCACUGUCGGAACUGUGGCUUUGUGGUGUGCCAUUCUUGUUCAAAGCACAAGUUUCUCAUGCCCAAGCUGUCAUCAAAGCCUUUAAGGGUAUGCACAUUAUGUUACAAUAAAUUGAUGGAAGAGAAGGAUAAAAUCUCAACUUUAGAGAGAAAAGCAGAUGAGACCACUGAUCUGAAUGAUGAUAGUGAUGACAAAUCCAGUGAUGAGGAGAAGGAAGAGCUGGGCCAGGAGCCACUCUUUUUAACAGAUCUCUCUUGGUCCUCUUUCCACACUUAGUCACAUACACAGCCAAUUAACUCAAUAAUAGCAUCAUGAAGUGAAAGCAGCUCUCUUCCAAACAAUAUUUCAGAGAAAUGUGUCACUAAUUUUACUUCAUAUUAACCAAUUUAAAAUGCUAUUGAGCUUUGCACUACAGUGCAUGUUUUUCUUUCUUGUUGUAUUCUAUACAAACUGGUUAUAACUGAUUUGCCAUUACCAUAAGGGAAUUUAUGCAAUUUACAUUUCGUGGGCAGAGUUUGAUGCUCACACCCAUGGUGUAUUUUGAGACAGGGGUUAUUUAACUGAACAUAAAGUUCCCAGAUGGAGACGCCACUGACUUCUCACAAGUGGGAAAGCUGUCUACAAGCUUUCCUGUCCAAAUGCUAAUUGAAGUCCUUGCCAAUUGAAAUCCAACUUUCUAUACAAGAAGCCCAAAUGUGUUUUUUAGGGGCUCCCAGAGAGCGGUCUAUCAUUAGGAGGGACCCAGAGACCUGGCAAAGAGAAGGGAGGCAGCAUGAUUUUUUUUGAAAGUCAUUCCACCUUUCUUUCUUCUAAAUCGACUCAGAUGCAAGUCAUUGAUCCUGUUUCUGCAACUCCUGUUUUAUUCUUGUUCACUUCUAUCCUGCAUCCCAUGCUGAUUUAAUGGAUGCACAGCUGGCAACCCCCAGUGUGACUCCAGUAACAUUGAUGAUAAUAUAGAAUUGCUGACCUCUGUUUGGUUGGAAACUCUUGGGUGGAGUGGGACCUCCACCUCUGGAGUAAGCUGUGACAUAUUAAAUUCUGCCUCAUAUCUCCGUACACAAACACUGUACGUAUAUCUGUUACUGUGUUUAAUCCUGAAUGUCACAUUCCAUGAAGCCAUCUGGUUGGGCUCCUGAUGAAUUAGUUAGCUGAUCUCAACUUCGGGGACGGUCAAAGUAUGAUAAUUUGUCUCUGCACCUCUUAUAAGGGAGCAGAAAAUCAAUGAAAAUGGAGCUGAAAAUCAACAAAGGUUUCUACUCUUAAUCAAAUGAGGAUGAAAUCGGACUUAAACUUGAAUUUGACAUUAGCCAAGAUCAGAUAUUCUCCGUGUUUACACAUGAAUACUUGUUCCUCAGCUCCUGGCCCACCAAACGCCUGAAGACCCGGGUUCAAUUCCCGACUCAGGCGACUGACUGUGUGGAGUUUGCACGUUCUCCCCGUGUCUGCGUGGGUUUCCUCCGGGUGCUCCGGUUUCCUCCCACAGUCCAAAGAUGUGCGGGUCAGGUGAAUUGGCCAAGCUAAAUUGCCCGUAGUGUUAGGUAAGGGGUAAUGUAGGGGUAUGGGUGGGUUUCGCUUCGGCGGGUCGGUGUGGACUUGUUGGGCCGAAGGGCCUGUUUCCACACUGUAAGUCUAAUCUAAUCUAAUCUAAUCUAAUCAAACGUGCUUCAGGUUAAAGUAUCCACCUCUGACAAGAAAGAAAAGAAGGUGGACAAAUUUAUAAAAAUGGAACCAAUGCAGAUCGCCACACCAUGCACUGCAACAAUCCCAAAGUAAUUAGACUUCGAACUUUUCAACAUUUAUAUUGCUUCUGGAAAACUUAGUACAAGUCUUGCGUCAUGUAGCAUUUGCAAUUUGUAACAUGGUCAAGUAGCUUUAUGUUAUGCUUAUGAGAUUUCUGAAUAAGUGCAAUUGUAUGUCUACAUUUAGAACAUAAUCAUUGUACAAAGUCUACAAAUCACUCAGAAUUAUAUUAAAGCUCUGUCACCUUUGAUGAAACAAGAAACAAUUGAACACAGCAUGUGAUUUUCAUCGAAAUUCAUAGAAUCCCUACAGUGUGGAAACAGGUCAUUUGACCCAACAAGUCCACACCGACCCUCCAAAAAGUAACCCACACACAGACUCAUUCCCCAUUACUCCACAUUUACCCUGGCUAAUGCACGUCCACAUUCCUGAACACAAUGGGCAAUUUAGCAUGGCCAAUUCCAUGGGCGGCGCGGUGGCACAGUGAGUGGGCGGCGC